Oncorhynchus nerka (sockeye salmon) is the source of this 2523-nucleotide messenger RNA. Its product is annotated as SPRY domain-containing SOCS box protein 3-like. Bases 218 to 2131 code for a protein of 637 amino acids. The record is from RefSeq and is a predicted model, not a curated record. The transcript is spliced from 7 exons. Lineage: Eukaryota; Metazoa; Chordata; Actinopteri; Salmoniformes; Salmonidae. Gene Ontology annotation, molecular function: protein binding. Gene Ontology annotation, biological process: proteasome-mediated ubiquitin-dependent protein catabolic process. Gene Ontology annotation, cellular component: SCF ubiquitin ligase complex.
AAGAUUCUAAGGACCCAGUCACGUUUUAUCAUGCAGGUUGAAGUUCAUUGUCAUGAGUCUUGUCCUGGAGGCAGAACUGAGCGAUGUCCCCUUUCAGAAUGUGAAUAUGUGCAUGAGCUCGGCAAGUAUGCAUGUCUCUCGUGCAUAUAUUUUUAUAUUUUGAGCAUGCUUCAGGAAAUCUGAACGCACUACCAGCGCUUUGAAAAGUUUAGCAGCCAUGCUACGGAGAAGCAGGAACAGCCGAGCGCCGCACUACGUGUGGAGUGACAUCCGACGAGACAUUGACGCCGUGGUACUGGUGAAUGACAGAGAAGAGUGGGGCAACGAACACACACAGAUCAGCGACUCGGACUCAGAAGUGGAUUACCUGGCCGUCACCCCGGAGGUGACAGACGUUGUGCCCGACACGGUGCCUGUGACAGGGGAGUCCUACUGUCACUGUGACGCCCAGGAGGAAACAAGCCCUGGGGCUCAGCUGCAGGGCUUCCAGCCCCUCAAUGACUGCCUGUGUGGAGAGGAGGACCAGGGUUUCGACUGGGUGUGGGACGAGGGCGUCAAGUCCAAUGCAGCGCUCCUGAGCUGUGACAACCGCAAGGUGAGCUUCCACUCUGAGUACAGCUGUGGCACAGCCGCCAUCCGCGGCACCAAGGAGCUGACAGAUGGACAGCACUUCUGGGAGAUCAAGAUGACGUCACCCGUCUAUGGCACAGACAUGAUGGUGGGCAUCGGGACCGCUGAGGUCAACCUGGACAAGUUCCAACACAGUUUUUGCAGUAUGCUGGGGAUGGAUGAGGACAGCUGGGGACUUUCCUACACAGGUAUGCUUCAGCACAAAGGGGACAAGGUGAAUUUCUCGUCCCGUUUUGGCCAAGGCUCCAUCAUAGGGCUGCACCUUGACACGUGGCAUGGAACCCUUACCUUCUAUAAGAACCGCCGCUGUAUAGGUGUGGCCGCCACCAGGCUGCAGAAUAAGAAGUUCUACCCUGUGGUGUGCUCCACUGCAGCCAAGAGCAGUAUGAAGGUGAUCCGGUCCUGCUACACGCCCACCUCCCUGCAGUACCUCUCUUGCUCUCGCUUGCGCCAGCAGCGGCCCGACCGCCCUGACAUCCUGAACGUGCUGCCCCUGCCCCCGGGCCUGCGCCACCUCCUCCACAACCAGCUUGGCUGGGUGUUCACCCUCAGUAACGGCGCCCCCGAGCAGUCUGAGGACUUGAUGGAGGACUUGAAUGAAGACUUCUUUGAUGACUUUGCAGUGGAGUUGCCUGAUGACUUGCCUGAGGAGUCUAGUCCAUGCCCGAGCCCCUGUCUCAGCCAGGUGCCCACCCUAAGUGCCUGCUCCUUCCCUAGCCCUGUACCCAAUCAUGCCAAUGCCCCUGCCUCCUCUCGUCCAGUUCCCAGCCCUGCCUCUCCCUGUGCCCCUGCCUCCUCUCGUCCAGUUCCCAGCCCUGCCUCUCCCUGUGCCCCUGCCUCCUCUCAUCCAGUUCCCAGCCCUGCCUCUCCCUGUGCCCCUGCCUCCUCUCGUCCAGUUCUCAGCCCUGCCUCUCCCUGUGCCCCUGCCUCCUCUCGUCCAGUUCCCAGCCCUGCCUCUCCCUGUGCCCCUGCCUCCUCUCUUCCAGUUCCCAGCCCUGCCUCUCCCUGUGCCCCUGCCUCCUCUCGUCCAGUUCCCAGCCCUGCCUCUCCCUGCACCCCUGCCUCUCCCUGCGCCCCUGCCUCUCCCUGCGCCCCUGCCUCCUCUCGUCCAGUUCCCAGCCCUGCCUCUCCCUGUGCCCCUGCCUCCUCUCGUCCAGUUCCCAGCCCUGCCUCUCCCUGUGCCCCUGCCUCCUCUCUUCCAGUUCCCAGACCUGCCUCUCCCUGUGCCCCUGCCUCCUCUCGUCCAGUUCCCAGCCCUGCCUCUCCCUGUGCCCCUGCCUCCUCUCGUCCAGUUCCCAGCCCUGCCUCUCCCUGUGCCCCUGCCUCCUCUCGUCCAGUUCCCAGCCCUGCCUCUCCCUGUGCCCCUGCCUCCUCUCGUCCAGUUCCCAGCCCUGCCUCUCCCUGUGCCCCUGCCUCCUCUCUUCCAGUUCCCAGCCCUGCCUCUCCCUGUGCCCCUGCCUGCCCACCCUUCCAGGGAGCAACUCAGACAGUGGGGACAUGACUUUUCUUUUCAAAUAUCCACUCAGAAAUGUUAGAUAAAGUUGGCACUUUAUCUCUUCUGAACCUUUCUAUAAAUGCCAUUACCAUCUACUUGUGGAAAAGUCCACAAGAGUGGAAGAGUUUUAUCUUAGCUCAGAUUUCUAUGCACUUUAAGAGUGGAAUGCUCGCUCACCCUCGAGACUGUCCUUACAAACUCUCCCCAGUUUGCCUGGCUGAAGGGAAGGGGAAGACAGCCACCCCGGAUAUCCACUACCCCGUUCAAGUCAGAUGACUUAGUUCUAAAUCUAAUGUUAUCUACUGUAUGUACACUCCCUAUACUGAAUGAUUGGAUCCCUUGAUAAAGAUGAGCAAAAAAUACACUAUAAAAUAUAAUACAAAAUACUGUGCUAUAUU